Molecule: messenger RNA, 357 nt
Organism: Pneumocystis jirovecii RU7
Lineage: Eukaryota; Fungi; Ascomycota; Pneumocystomycetes; Pneumocystales; Pneumocystaceae
Product: tubulin-binding prefolding complex subunit YKE2
Exons: 5
Coding region: 1-357 (118 amino acids)
Biological process (GO): protein folding; chaperone-mediated protein complex assembly
Cellular component (GO): cytoplasm; prefoldin complex
Molecular function (GO): protein-folding chaperone binding
Source: RefSeq, a predicted model, not a curated record
AUGACUUUUCAGUCAAAAUUAGAAACAAUAUCAAAAGAUUAUCAAAAAACACAAGAUGAACUUUUCAAAAUAUUAGAAGCACAGCAAAAACUUAACUCACAAUUUCAAGAAAAUAAACUUGUACAAAAGGAAUUUUCCAUUUUAGAAAAUGAAGCUAUUAUUUAUAAAUUAACUGGACCUAUUCUUGUAAAACAAGAAAAAUCAGAAGCUAUAUUAAAUGUAAAAAAGCGUCUAGAAUAUAUAGAAACAGAAAUGGGACGACUGGAAGAUCAAAUAAAAAAACACAACGAAACAUUAGAAGAACAAAAACUAAAUAUACUUAAACUCAAAACGCAAAUCAAAGAAAACUCAAAAUAA